UCAAAAUAUUAUCACCUAUAACAUUUUAAAAGUCCAGUCCAAACCAUGAGUCAUUAUCAGCUAGCUUGCUUCCUAGCCAUUGUUCUCUUACUGGUUUCAGGGUCAUCCAUGGCUGCACCCUCAUGCCAAAACAUUCUACGUGAAAUGCGCCCUUGCGUUCCUUACCUGAGGAGACAUCAUCAUCAGCCAUCCCAUGCUUGCUGUAAUGGUGUCAGGUACGUCGGCAGGUACUUCAACAGCAACCGAGAUCGGAGGGCUGCAUGUGAGUGCUUCACGACCUCAUCAGCAUUAUCAUUAUUCGGGCGGGUCCAGACUUCGGUCAUCACUUCUCUCCACAGGAGCUGUGAUGUCUCCAUAAGAAUGCCGCACGCCUCUCGUGGCCGCCUUGAAUGUUCCAGGUUUUGAUGAGAGAAGAGAAGUGCGGCCAUUGAAUAAACUGAUCUGGCUCGAGUUCAGCAAGAUGGGCCUCUAUGUCUCUGUUCUUAAAAUAAGAUAAAGAGUAUGAAAUGUAAAAGCGACGCCGUUAUGUUAUGUUAUAUCUGUUAUGCACGAAUCAAGGAUUCGGUUGAAUAAUAUUGACUGCAUGCAACUUGCUGUCCAGUACUCCUUG
Juglans regia (Persian walnut) is the source of this 610-nucleotide messenger RNA. RefSeq names its product non-specific lipid-transfer protein-like. Gene Ontology annotation, biological process: lipid transport. Gene Ontology annotation, molecular function: lipid binding. The coding region runs from base 46 to 405 and encodes 119 amino acids. The transcript is spliced from 2 exons. The record is from RefSeq and is a predicted model, not a curated record. Gene Ontology annotation, cellular component: membrane. NCBI's taxonomy places the organism in Eukaryota, Viridiplantae, Streptophyta, Magnoliopsida, Fagales, Juglandaceae.